Molecule: messenger RNA, 2418 nt
Organism: Prorocentrum cordatum
Lineage: Eukaryota; Dinophyceae; Prorocentrales; Prorocentraceae
Source: the annotation of a GenBank genome assembly
AUGGCGGCCCCGCCCCGAACCGAAGGAUCCUUCGCGAUGUCUGCCGAGGCACAGGCCGGGGGUCAGCUGCUGGCGGGGCUCGCCGUGCUGUGCAGGCAGCUGCUCGUGGCGCCGCACCACGAGAACGGCACGGGUCGCCUGCAGACCUGGUUCUGGACAGCGGUGAUGAUCACCGCCGCUGUCAAGCGGGCGGACCUCUUCGUCUUGUUCACCAAGGUGCAGGCUGGCUCGCAGACCGCCAUCCAGCAGGGCAGGUACAGCGACUUCUGGGCAGGCCGACGGCACAUGCUGGCCGUGGUGCUCGGGACGGCGCUGGCGGCCGUGGCCCAGGAGUCCGCCGCGGGGAGGCUGAAGGUGCUCUGGCGCAAGGCCGCGUCGGCUGCGAUGCUCAACACGUACCUCGACGAGGACAAUUCGUUCUACCGGAUGAAGUUGGCUGGCACGGUGGAGAACCCAGACCACCGGAUCACCGACGACAUUCGAACGUUGGUGGACUACGUGGUCGAUCUGGCGAGCAAGUUGCCCGAGCAUCUGACCAAAUUCGUCGGCCUCAGCGGCCUCAUGUGGCGGACGUCGCCCCUCACCUGCCUCAUGCUCUGGUCCUACGCGCUCCUCGGCACCCACGCGUCGCGGCAGCCACAAGGAGGCUCACCUGGUGCUGGGCAAGGGCCUGGCGCAAGCGGCGGCAAGCUCACCCCUGAGCGCAAGGACGCAUUGCUUGCCAUGUCCGCCGAGCACUUCGAGGCCUGCAGCAUCUGGCUGUCGCCUGGUCAGAAGGCGCACUUGCUGGGGCUGCGAGCCGAGCAGACAGGCGACCCGCUGGCCCUCAGUCGACAGGCCAAGCAGCAGCACGACACGCUCAAAGAUCAGGUCGCCAAGGCCAAGAACGCCUGGGAGAAGUCUCAGGAGUUGCUGGCCAAGCAGCUGCAGAAGACGGCGGAGCUCAAGGCGAAGUUCAUGGAGCUUGAGGCCAAGGAGCUCGAGGCGGCCCGCGCUGCUGCCAGCGCUUUCUCCGAGCUCGGGCGUGCUUCCAGGCCUCAGCCUGCUGACCAUGCUGCAUACCUUGUGGAGCAGCUGCGUGAGCUGGGGGUCGAGGCGGGCGUGGUCGACUCGAUCAAGCAGGUCGCAGAGGCACGCGAUCACGACCUCGACAUGGAUGCAGCCAUCGGCAACCUCAAGCAGGGCGACUGGAUGGACAAGCUCGUCAGCUCUGCUGGUGAGAGCGGCAUCACUCGAUCGCAGCUGGAGGUCCUCAAGACCCUCACGAGGCCCAUCAGCGUUGCCCAGACCAAGCAAGUGCGGUGCAGGAUCCGACAUCUUCAGAGCUCGCCAGAUGUUCCAGAUUCGAAUCUCGCGGUUUGUUUCCUGGAGGCCCUUGAUCGGUUUCGCGUCUUUGAUUACGUAGUCAUGGACUAUUUCGCCGCCGUCGCCAGCGACACUGCCGAGUGCCUGCACAAGCAGGCAACCCAGCUGAAGAUAGUCAACUGGGACCGAUGGGUUAAAACGCACUCGGUAGGUGGGGCUGCGGCGCUCUUCAAGUAUGUGCAGCUGCCUGACCCUUGGCAGCCGUCCACCCUCGACUCCUUCACCCUCCGUCCCAACUCCAGCAUGGGGGUCCCGCCUAGGAGUUUUCUGCACUUGCCCGACGUUGCGCUCGAGCUUCUGUGCGGCCUCAUCGGGAAGAUUGUGGAGCAGGGUGCUGCCUCUAAGGAGCUGGACGUAUUGCGAUCCCAGGCCGCUGCGGCGCUCGACGCCAAGACCAGCGGCAAGAGCCGCACUCUCGCUCUCGCGCUCGCGCCGCAGGCCAACUACGACCCGAUUUGGAGAGCAACUCUGGAGCCUAUCAAAGCUUUCAGCUCUGUUCUUUGGGCGGCGCGCGUGCCAUGUCAUGUAUUAGAGCAUGGCCUUGAGGCCGCUAGAUUGGCGUUGUCUGGGAAGGACCAAAUGUGGCCGCAAGUUCGGGGCCCCCUGGGAGCCCUCUUCGCUACGCUCGCCAGAGUCGGGAUCGUCGUCGUUGAGCCCCUGGUCUGGAAGUUGCCUGACGGUCUGGAGCUGAAACUCAAGUACAUUUGCCCCAGGGUCCUGCUGCACUGCUGUGCGCAUGCGGUGCGCCACUGGGUUAACCUGCAGAUUUCGGAGCACCUCCAGAUGCCCGAGUUCCGUACUGGGUUCUGGGAUGGGCCUCUGAAGCACCUCCUGAGCGCCAAGGGGAACCUCACUUGGCAGCAGCGUGGCUACCUCAGGAGUGCUAUCAUUGGUCUCCUGCCCUACCCGCUGCAGGACAUAGACGGUGCCGAGCUGUAUGCCCUGUUCGCAGUGCUCAGAUUCGCGGUGCCACCUGUUGUCGUGCACACGGAUUCCGAUUUCGUUUGGAAAGGAACCAUUCUCAACGGUCCGUUGAAAAAGAUGUGCUCCUGA